Molecule: messenger RNA, 1735 nt
Organism: Gossypium raimondii (Peruvian cotton)
Lineage: Eukaryota; Viridiplantae; Streptophyta; Magnoliopsida; Malvales; Malvaceae
Product: malonyl-CoA:anthocyanidin 5-O-glucoside-6''-O-malonyltransferase
Exons: 1
Coding region: 234-1622 (462 amino acids)
Source: RefSeq, a predicted model, not a curated record
UUACCCAGUCAAUCAUAUCUUCCCAAGAAGAAUGCGCCAGCCUCAAAUUGCCGGCUUGCACACUGCAGUUCCAUAGUUGGUAUCGUAUGUUUUUAUUAUAUUUGUGAAUACAUUAUAUACUAAAUUAUGAUAAGUUUGAACAAAAAAAUGUAUAAUUCCACUACUCCAUGUUGUAUCUAUUUAAGUUCCCGGAGUGACCAGAAAAAUCCAACGGGGAAGAGAAAGUUUCCGCCAUGGGAUCUUCAUGUACUGUGAACAUCCUUGAGAUUGCUCAAAUCAAACCAUCCCUUGAAUCAUCGAACUUUACCAUUGAAUUCUCUUUGCCGCUCACUUUCUUCGACAGUUUCUGGUUCACAUACCCACCAGUUGAGGGACUCCUUUUUUACAACCUUAACGACUUAACCCCUGCAGAUUUCGGCUCAGAAAUCCUCCCCAAACUCAAGCAAUCUCUUUCUCUAACGCUGCGUCAUUACCUCCCCCUCGCUGGCAGCCUCAAGUGGCCAUCAGAUGCCCCCAGACCUUUCAUUUUGUACGCUCCGGAUGAUGGAGUUUCAGUCAUAGUUGCCGAGUCUGAUGCAGACUUUCACCGUCUCUCCAGCAAUGGAGUCUAUGAAGCUGUUGAGUUACAUCUUUUAAUACCCCACCUGAGAUCCUCAGAUGAUUCCGCAUCAAUUCUAGCUAUUCAAAUAACCUUUUUUCCUAGUCAAGGUUUUUCCAUUGGAAUCACAGCUCAUCAUACAGUUCUUGAAGGAAAAACUACAUCCAUGUUUAUGAAAUCCUGGGCUUACCUAUGCAGGCUAGGGAAUAAAGAAAACCCUGGGUUGCCACUAGAACUAAUCCCAUCUUUUGAUAGGGAAAUUAUCAAGGAUCCUACAGGGCUUGACCUUGAUAUUCUAUACUUGAACCAACGGUUAAUAUGUUCUAGUGGUAAUAAAAGCUUGAAGGUUCCAACAAACAAAAGAGCAACUCCUAAUCUAGUUCGAGCCACAGUUACGCUUAGUCAGGAAGAUUUCAAGAAAAUGAGGGAAAAGGUAUUGUCUAAAUCACCUGAUAGCUCAAAAACUCCGCAUUUAUCAGAUUUUGCGCUUACUCUGGGUUAUGUAGCUAGUUCCAUUGUUAAAGCAAGAGGUGGAGCAGGUGAUAGAAGCGUGUGUCUUGGAUUCACAGCUGAUUGCAGGCACCGUUUAGACCCACCUGUCCCAGAAACCUAUUUUGGAAACUGUAAUGUUAUUCUAGCAGAUAUAUCAAAGGCCAGAGGUUACAUGGACUUCGAAAACGGGUUUGCAUUUGGUGCAGUAAAAGUAAGCAAUAUGGUGAAGGGAUUAAAAGAGAAAGGGGUUUUCGAAGGAGCAAAAGAUAGGCUGACACCCCUUUUCAAAAUAGCUAAAGAGCCACCAGGAUCUGUGCAAAAACUUAUAGUUGCGGGAUCGCCACGAUUUGAUCUUUACAAAACCGAUUUUGGAUGGGGAAGGCCGUGGAAAGUGGUGCUUGUUUCCAUUGAUAAGAAUGAAGCUAUUUCCAUGGCUGAAAGUAGAGAUGGGAAUAGGGGAAUAGAAGUUGGCUUGGCCUUGAAGAAGCCUGAAAUGGAGCGGUUUCUCUCCAUGUUUCUCAAAGAUGUUUAACAAGAUAGUUAAGAGGUUUUUCUCUAUGUUUCUCAAGAUGUUUGUCAAAUCCGUCCGGUCUAUACUGGACCAUUAUAUAUGGAAAAUUUUAAAUUAUGAUAUUUUCUAUGGUU